Molecule: messenger RNA, 1279 nt
Organism: Moneuplotes crassus
Lineage: Eukaryota; Ciliophora; Spirotrichea; Euplotida; Euplotidae
Source: the annotation of a GenBank genome assembly
UUUUUCAAAAUGAACUCUUCUACAAGCUCUCCAUACAAUGCUGCUAAUAAUCGUGCCACUUAUGACUUAAAGUCUUCAUACCAAGAAGUUGACGAUAUGAUAAACAAGAUGCUUCAAGAAGAUAUCUUAUCAUCAGAAGAUGAUGAGGAAAUAAAGCGAACAAGGAAUAGAAAUACAUCAAAGUUGGGACAGAACGAUAGUCUUGACCUGAACAGGUUGACUCGGAUCGAAGAAAUCAUUUGGUUAGAAGACAGUCCUACAAAGUCAAAGCAAAGAGUAGAUACUCCUGAGAAGGGAAAUUCAUCCCAAGAGAUCGACUGUUCUCCUAUUAUUGCUACUGAUUCAGGAGAUUUAGUAAACAACCAAGUUAUUACAGUUAAGAGAACCUAACCAGGCCCUUAAUAUGAAAAAGAUGGUCAGUUUUAAAAACUCAAAUACAUGAAAGGAGCCUAAACCAAGAAAAUUGUGAAGAAUUAGCUUGCAAAGCUCAGAUCACUCUCAGACCAAAGUUGGGCCUCUGGGAACCUCAAAGGAACAGGGUUCUAAAUUGAGUUAUACUGGAAUAAACAAGUUAUCUCCAGCAAAAACUAAACUUUUAUACCCAAGCUCUACUCCUCAAAGGCUCAACUUAAGUAGCAUUCUUGAUCAUGAAAGUACGAGAGGAGGUUAUUCAGGGAGUAAUUCUUCAUCUUCCAACAGAUUCUUGAGCCCCAGCAGCUGAAUCUUCACAAAAGCUUUUAGCAAGUUUAGCCCCAAAGCAAGGAUUCAAAGAAAUAGAUCAAAGGUGUAUGCAAAUACUACAAUAUUUAGGCUCGAUUCAAGACUUUUGUGUGAAUCCUUAAAAGUUAAUAAGAUCAAGACAAUGCUAAGAUGCAACAAAGGCCAACUGAUCAGGCUGAUAAAACACCACAUGAAGGAUCAGUACUGGGCAAUACUCAAUUCCGACUCAAAAUUUGGGGUAAAAACUGAAGCGGAGUUAAUUGAUUCAAGAUUUUUGAAACCUGAUUUUUCUGAAUAUCCAGUAGGGAAAUUCAUCGAUUCAUGAAAUAUGCCUUCUAUUGACCAAACUUUCAACGUGCAAGCAGUAGGAUAUCUCAAGAAUGAUCUCAAAUCGGUUUCGACAGCUGAGAACUACCUCGAAGGACACCCUGGAGAACUUGUAUGAGUCUGAAGUGAGGCUAGUUUUGAUACAGUCUAUGCUUACAAAGCUAAUGAUCCUAAAUGAGCUUUACAGUUACUAAAAUCAAAUGAUAUAAUUUACACAACUUUUCAUUACUAA